AUGAACAACUUAAAGCUCUCAUUACCACCGCUCCCCCCCAUCCAAGGAGAGCUCAUGCUCGAUGUAUAUACGCAUCGGUCUAUGCUGAGUAAAAACAUCGACGAGGAUACAGUGCAUGGAAAUACCGAGCGAUUGGCUGAGCUAGGUAGCUCGGUGCUCAGUAUGCUCGUCGUGUACACGUUGUACUCAGAGAAACCGAUGCUUUCCGCCCAUGAUCUCAAAAUGCGCCAAGCUGACAUGCUAAGCGACAAGAACAUCGGAGACUGGCUUUCUCUUUACGGAUUAAAGGCUAAAAUUCGUUGUACAGAUAGAAGUGUACUUGACCAGCCUGAAGAAGCUCGUUUCGUCUUUAAUUCUUACGUCGGUGCCGUUUACACCCAGAAGGGACUGCAAGAAGUCAUGAACUGGAUCGGACGCCUUGUCAACCCUUCCUCGGAACCUCCAACAGCCCCAGGAGAAUCAUCCAACAACCAGCCCGCUGCAACGCCGCCUCCACCUCCUCCAACGUACUAUUCUCAGCCCCUACCCCUACCCCCGCCCCCGCCAAGCACUGCGCCUCCUCCGAUGCCAUCGAUGCCGCCACCUGCGCCCUCUCAGGGUGUACUUGCAAUAUUUAAUCAGACGUGUAUGCAAAGAGGACUUACAGUAGAGUGGAAACCGGAGAUGACGGGGCCACCGCAUAACCCGAGGUGGGAAGUGAAGUGUAUUGGUGAGCUUUUAGCCUUAUUCUAUGUGCUUGGUUAUCUGAGCAACUUGGAAGUGAGUGGACAACAUCGUGGAACCGGGGCAGGUAGAAACCAGAAGCAGGCAAAGGAGCAAGCAGCGACAGAGGCGUAUCAGUACAUGCAGGCUACAGGCUGGGGCCGUAAGUAG
Molecule: messenger RNA, 873 nt
Organism: Suillus plorans
Lineage: Eukaryota; Fungi; Basidiomycota; Agaricomycetes; Boletales; Suillaceae
Exons: 2
Coding region: 1-873 (290 amino acids)
Biological process (GO): RNA processing
Molecular function (GO): ribonuclease III activity
Source: RefSeq, a predicted model, not a curated record